GGGGGCCAGACAGGCAGGCCUCUGUAGGCCAAGGUCAGGGGUUGAGCUUGUAUUCCCUUGUGUGGGAUCUUCCAGGUCCACCGUCUGUGAAAGAGAGGACACUCUUUCCAGGAUCCGCCCUCCGGCUGGACACUGACGCAACGGGAAGGGCACGAGAACAGGAAGCGAAGGCGACCGACGGCGGCAGGUCGCUCUGCAAGCGGCAGCAAGGCCAACGACGCGGCCAACUCCACCAGAGGGCGUGCGGCCCCCUUCCACGCGACCUUCGAGCGCGCCCGCCACAAAGCUAACCUUCCAGAGUCCCCCCGCGCUGUCCCAGGGCUCGCCUGCACCCGGGCGGACGCCCCAGUGGCCAGGGCUAGAAGCGAAGGGGCAGGGAGUCGGUCCCCAGGGUCGGUCCUGUUUCUGUCACGCCGUUCUUGGUACCUCGCCCCGCCUCCCUCGGACCUUCAAGGGUGCAGCCUUGGUCAUCCAACCUAGAGUUUGUCCCCGAGGUCAGGGGCGGGAGAUGAAUUCGGGACAGGUCAGCAGCUCGAGCUUGCCCAGAGCAGGAGAGAGGUGGCUCCGGUGCCGCUGUUCCAGCAGGCGGCAUCUCCCGCGUCAGCCCUCGGGUCAGCCCUGCGCCACCCCCAGCUACUCACGGGUUAACCCCCCCACGCCGCCCGCUCGCUUCCCGGUGCCAAAGUGGGUGUUGCUGGAAUUCCUCUCUCCCUCUCCCAUAAUGAGGGGGCUGAGCUGUCCCUCCGAGGAGGGGGCAUGGUGUGGAUAAAGAGACGAAAAAACAGAGAGGUUUCCAAAAAUAAAACCCUCCAGUACCCCUUCGGAAGGCCACAGCGACGCGGAGAAGGCGCGAAGGUAUAGCCGCGGUGCGCGCCCAGCUGGAGACCAAGCGCGGACGCCAGGCGCAGGGCGCGCAGCCCCGGGCCCCUCCGCUGCCGAGCGCUCGCUCCGGGAAUAGCCGGGCCGGCAGUCGGACUCCGGGGAGCCCCUAGACCAGGAGAAUCAGCCGCCGGGAGGAGACCUGAGCGCAGCCCGCGGGCGGUCGGGCUCCCCGACUGCCCGGACUGUUCCCCACACGCACCGCUCCCCAGGCCCCGCGCCAUGAGGCAGCCGACCACCGCCCCCUGCCCGGGGCGCGCCCUGUGGAGCCCCUGGAGGAGCUUUCUGCCGCUCACUCUGGCUCUCGUCGUGGGCGUGGGUCAUGCUCAGAGGUACCCAGUGGGAAGAUACGAGCCAGCUGACAGGGACGCGAGUCGGCUGUGGCGCCCUGGGGGCAGCCAGCCCGUGGCGGCUGCAGCCAAGGUGUACAGUCUGUCGGAGCAGGACGCGCCCGUCGCGGGCUCUCCGCCCGCAGAGGUGGCCCAUCCCGGCUGGGGGAGCCCCAGGAGGUCCGCUGAGACGGAGGCCAGGAGGCCGCCCCGAGCUCAGCAGCCUCGGCGAGUCCGGCCACCUGCGCAGACCUGGAGAAGCAGUCCCUUGGGCCAGCAGCAGUUCGCACCCCGGGCACCGGCCGCCCCGGCUCACCCGCGCUUCAGGACCCAGCAGCGGCCCGGGGCUGCGCCCCCAACCCCGCCGCGAAGACGGCUCACCGGGAGGAAUGUCUGCGGGGGGAAGUGCUGCCCAGGAUGGACCACGGCCAACAGCACCAGCCACUGCAUCAAACCCGUGUGCCAGCCGCCGUGCCAGAACAGGGGCUCCUGCAGCCGGCCCCAGCUCUGCGUGUGCCGUUCGGGCUUCCGCGGAGCCCGCUGUGAGGAGGUCAUCCCCGAGGAGGAAUUUGACCCCCAGAACUCCAGGCCAGCCCCCCGACGCUCAGCCGAGGGCUCCCCCAACUUGCGCAGGAGCAGCCCGACCCGAGAAGACACAGCGGCCAGACCACAGCCAGUGACACCACAGCCGCCACCGGCCAGGACCCUGAGUGAGCGCAGCCAGCCCCAGCCCGCCCAGCAGCAUGUGGGGCUGUCCCGGACCGUCCGACUUUACCCAGCCACCCCAGCCAAUGGCCAGCUGACUUCCAAUGCCCUGCCUGUGGGGCUAGGCCUUGAGCAGAGGGACAGUGCCCAGCAGGCAAUGUAUCUGGACCGCCCAUCAUCCCCCUGGGGGCUGAACCUCACGGAGAAAAUCAAGAAGAUCAAGAUCGUCUUCACUCCUACCAUCUGCAAGCAGACGUGUGCCCACGGGCGCUGUGCCAACAGCUGUGAGCGAGGCGACACCACCACCUUGUACAGCCAGGGCGGUCACGGGCAUGACCCCAAGUCUGGCUUCCGCAUCUAUUUCUGCCAGAUCCCCUGCCUGAAUGGAGGCCGCUGCAUCGGCAGGGACGAGUGCUGGUGCCCCACCAACUCCACCGGGAAGUUCUGUCACCUGCCUACUCCAAAGCUGGACAGGGAGCUCGCAGAGAGGGGCUCCCGCCACAGGGCUCCCCCCGAGGGCCCUUUGAGGCAGUCCACCUUCACAUUGCCGCUGUCCAACCAGCUGUCCUCUGUGAACCCCUCCUUGGUGAAUGUGCACAUCCACCACCCGCCCGAGGCCUCCGUGCAGGUCCACCAGGUGGCGCGGGUGCGGGGCGGGGCCGAGGAAGCGCCGGAGGAGAACAGCGUGGAGACCAGACCCUCACCCCGGCUCCCUGCCAGCCCCGGCCACAGCCACCAGGACCGCAACAGCAUCCCCGCUCGGUCCGGAGGGGCCCCUCAGCUGCUGGCCCCAGCGGCACCCAGGCCUCGGGGACUGCUGGGCCGGUGUUACCUGAGCGCUGUGAAUGGCCAGUGUGCCAACCCCCUGCUGGAGCUGACUGCCCAAGAGGACUGCUGUGGCAGUGUGGGGGCCUUUUGGGGGGUGACUUUGUGUGCCCCGUGCCCGCCCAGACCAGCCUCCCCAGUGAUUGAAAAUGGCCAGCUGGAGUGUCCCCAGGGGUACAAGAGACUAAACCUCACUCACUGCCAAGACAUCAACGAGUGCCUGACCCUGGGCCUGUGCGCGGACUCGGAGUGCGUGAACACCAGGGGCAGCUACCUGUGCACCUGCAGGCCCGGCCUCAUGCUGGACCCCUCGAGGAGCCGCUGUGUGUCGGACAAGGCCGUCUCCAUGCAGCAGGGCCUGUGCUACCGGGCCCUGGAGCUCGGCACCUGCACGCUGCCUCUGAGCCAGAGGAUCACCAAGCAGAUAUGCUGCUGCAGCCGAGUGGGCAAAGCAUGGGGCAGCGAGUGUGAGACAUGCCCCCCGCCUGGCACAGAGUCCUUCAGGGAGAUCUGCCCUGCCGGCCAUGGCUAUACCUACUCGAGCUCGGACAUCCGCCUGACCGUGAGGAAAGCUGAGCAGGAGGAGCUGGCCAGGCCCUCGAGGGAGCACAGGCCGAAGAGCCAGGGGACCCUGCCCAGGCCAGCGGAGAGGCAGCCGCUCCGGGCGGUCACCAGCACCUGGCAGGAGGCAGAGGCCAUCCCCGACAAGGGUGACUCUCAGGCUGGCCAGGUCACAGCCGGUGUUGCCCAAGUACCUGCCGGGGUCCCAGGACAUGCCACAGGAAGACCAAUGCCACCACUGCCUGGACCGGGGAUUCGGGCCCGGGAAGAAGAGCCAGUGACCACCCCAGCCAACGUGCUGGUGACCCCGGGCCCCCCAGAUAUCAACAGAUGUGCCACCAACAUCUGUGGCCCCGGAACCUGUGUGAACCUCCCAGAUGGGUACAGAUGCCUGUGCAGCCCCGGCUACCGGCUGCACCCCAGCCAGGCCUACUGCACAGAUGACAAUGAGUGUCUGAGGGACCCCUGCCUGGGAAAAGGGCGCUGUGUCAACCACGUGGGCUCCUACUCCUGCCUCUGCUACCCUGGCUACGCACCGGCCACCUCAGGGACCACGCAGGGAUGCCAAGACAUAGAUGAGUGCGAGCAGCCAGGGGCGUGCCGUGGGGGGCGCUGCACCAACACAGAGGGCUCCUACCACUGCGAGUGUGACCAGGGCUACAUCAUGGUCAGGAAGGGACACUGCCAAGAUAUCGACGAAUGCCGUCACCCUGGCACCUGCCCUGAUGGGAAAUGCGUCAACUCCCCCGGCUCCUACACUUGCCUGGCCUGCGAGGAGGGCUACAGGGGCCAGAGCGGGAGCUGUGUAGAUGUGAAUGAGUGUCUGACCCCCGGGGUCUGCUCCCAUGGAAGGUGCAGCAACCUGGAGGGCUCCUUCAGAUGCUCUUGUGAGCAGGGCUACGAGGUCACCUCGGAUGGGAAGAGCUGCCAAGAUGUCAACGAGUGUGCCAGCCGGGCCUCGUGCCCCACAGGCCUCUGCCUCAACACCGAGGGCUCCUUUGCCUGCUCGGCCUGCGAGAGCGGGUACUGGGUGAAUGAAGACGGCACUGCCUGCGAAGACCUAGACGAGUGCGCCUUUCCGGGAGUCUGCCCCUCAGGAGUCUGCACCAACACUGCCGGCUCCUUCUCCUGCAGGGCCUGUGACCAGGGCUACCGGCCUGGCCCCCAGGGCCGCACCUGUGAAGAUGUGGACGAGUGUGAAGACCUGCAGAGCAACUGCCUGGGAGGCGAGUGCAAGAACAUGCCUGGCUCCUACCAGUGCCUGUGUCCCCUGGGCUUCCGGCUGGCCAACGGCACUGUGUGUGAGGAUGUGGACGAGUGCAUGGGAGAGGAGUACUGCGCGCCCCAUGGCGAGUGCCUCAACAGCCACGGGUCCUUCUUCUGUCUCUGUGCACCCGGCUUUGUUAGCGGCGAGGGAGGUGCCAGCUGCCAGGAUGUGGACGAGUGUGCAGUCGCAGACUGGUGUCUGGGAGGGCACUGUGUCAACACCGAGGGCUCCUUCAGCUGUCUGUGUGAGACUGGCUUCCAGCCCUCCCCAGACAGCGGGGAGUGUGUGGAUAUCGACGAAUGCAAGAACUAUGGAGGAGACCCGGUGUGUGGGGCCUGGAGGUGUGAGAACAGCCCUGGCUCCUACCGCUGUGUCCAGGGCUGCCAGCCCGGCUUCCACAUGGCCCCGACCGGAGACUGCAUCGACAUAGACGAGUGUGCCAACGACACCGUGUGUGGGAGCCACGGCUUCUGCGACAACACCGAGGGCUCCUUCCGCUGCCUCUGUGACCAGGGCUUCGAGACCUCAUCCUCCGGCUGGGACUGCGUUGACGUGAAUGAGUGUGAGCUCAUGCUGGCCGUGUGUGGGGCGGCACUGUGCGAGAACGUGGAGGGCUCCUUCCUGUGCCUCUGUGCCAGCGACCUGGAAGAGUACGACGCUCAGGAGGGGCGCUGCCGCCCGCGGGCGGCUGGAGGCCAGAGUGUCCCCGAGGCCCGCUAAGACCACCUCUCGGGCCCCCUCCGGGCAGAAUGCUACGCUGGGCCCAGGGGCCAGCCGCCCUGCGCCAGCCUCCUGGGCCGGAACACCACGCAGGCCGAGUGCUGCUGCAGCCAGGGGGCCAGCUGGGGGGCCGCCUGUGAGCCCUGCCCGGCCCCGGACUCAGUCGAAUUCAGCGAGAUCUGCCCUAGUGGCAAAGGCUACAUCCCUGUGGAAGGAGCCUGGAUGUUUGGACAGACCACGUACACAGAUGCUGACGAGUGCGCCCUGUUCGGGCCUGGCCUCUGCCAGAACGGCCGCUGCCUCAACACGGUUCCUGGCUACAUCUGCCUGUGCAAUCCCGGCUACCACUACGAUGCCGCCGGCAGGAAGUGUGAGGAUCACGACGAGUGCCAGGACAUGGCCUGUGAGAACGGCGAGUGCGUGAACACGGAAGGCUCCUUCCACUGCUUCUGCAGCCCGCCCCUCACCCUGGACCUCAGCCGGCAGCGCUGCGUGAACAGUACCGGCGGCACGGAGGACCUGCCAGACCACGACAUCCACAUGGACAUCUGCUGGAAAAAAGUCACCAAUUACGUGUGCAGCCAACCCCUGCACGGGCACCGCACCACCUACACAGAGUGCUGCUGCCAGGACGGCGAGGCCUGGAGCCAGCAGUGUGCACUGUGCCCCCCCAGGAGCUCUGAGGUCUAUGCUCAGCUGUGCAACGUGGCCCGGAUCGAAGCAGAGCGGGAGGCCGGGGUCCACUUCCGGCCAGGCUACGAGUACGGCCCCGGGCCCGAGGACCUGCAGUACAGUCUCUAUGGCCCAGAUGGGGCCCCCUUCUACAACUACCUGGGCCCCGAGGACGCCGUCCCGGAGCCUGCCUUCCCCAACGCAGCCAGGCACCCAGGGGGCCGUACCCCAGGCCCUGAGUCUCCCCUGCCGCCUUCAGAACUCCAGCCCCACUACGUGGCCAGCCACCCAGGUCUGUGUUGCUGCAAAAAUGACGAGGCGGGCACCAAAGCCGCUUCACUUCCAUCUCCCCCACCUGCCAGUCCCUGUCAGCAGGAACACCAGGCCGGCUUCGAGGGACUUCAGGCGGAGGAGUGUGGGGUCCUGAACGGCUGUGAGAACGGACGCUGCGUGCGUGUGCGGGAGGGCUACACCUGCGACUGCUUUGAGGGCUUCCAGCUGGACAUGGCCCACAUGGCCUGCGUGGAUGUGAAUGAGUGUGAGGACUUGAACGGGCCUGCUGCACUCUGUGCCCACGGUCACUGUGAGAACACGGAGGGCUCCUACCGCUGCCGCUGCCCCCCAGGUUACGUGGCCGAGUCGGGGCCGCCCCGCUGCACUGCCAAGGAGUAGCAGUGAGGAGUCAGUGUGGGCAGCUACCUGGAAAUGGGCUCUGGAGGGGCCCUGGAGGACGCUUCUCUAGCUGGGAAGACACCACGAAGACAUCUGGCAGGAGGCCCUGCAGCCCCUCUCCCAGCCAGCCUUGCCUGCUUUUCAUCUGUCCCAGCCUAGGCUCUGGCUGUGAGCUUGUCACUGCCUCCAUGCUGCCAUGCCCUUGCUCGGCUCAAACACCACCAAACGCUUUAAUGCUUCAGCCGCUGGCCAUGAGGCCCAGUCCGCCAUCUGCCCUGGCCUCGCUGUGGGAUGCUUACCGAAGGAUGGCCCUCAUUCUCCCCUCCAGUCGUGCAAACACUCGAGGUCCUUCAGCCUUGCAUCGCAGGCACCCUUUUCUAGCCAUGACUCACACGUCACCCUGAUUCCAAAACCAGGGCACAGCCUACGUCUGUCCUGGGGUGGUCCUUCAGACGCUGUGGAGCAGAAAAGGAUGGGAGGAAGUCCGGGGAGUGACGCCAACGCCUCCUCCCAAAGCCAGCACUGCCAGUCUGGUCUGGACCGGAUUUUGCCACGUCAUCCUGCAGCCACUUCUGUGGCCCCAGGGAGGGGCGGAGGUCCCCUCAUCUCAAAGGAGCAAGACUAAAACUGGAUUGCUGAGUGUGACAGACACAUGUGAAGGGGAGCAAGGAGCCUGAGAAGCAAAAGGGUGACAUUAACAAUAGGGGAAAUCGACUUUUAAAACGGGGAGCCAGGGCUUUAUGCAAAUCUAAAGAAAAUACUCAGAACCUUCGAGUGAAUGAACAUCCCCAACACCCUCAGCGGCAGCUCCUGCGCACAGGGCUGCCCCAGACACGGCCCCCAUCUCCCGAGACCUGAAUGAAGUACACACUGCUUCUUACGGGAAAUAAAUUUCUCCUGGGCUCUCCUCUUGUGGACACCAGUUUGAUGUGCUAAAAAUAAAGAGGUCUAUUUUCUAGCUUGUGCAAUCCAGUGGAGUCUUGUUUUGGGGGGAGCUAGAUCUCCGGUGCUGCUUGUGCUCUCUGCUCGGAAGCCUCUGCCCUCCCCACUUCACGCAGUGGCCGGCUGGCAUCCUCUGAGUCUGCAAGUAGAGACCACCUCCAACCGCGGCGAGCUGGGAAUUUAGACCCACAGUAGAACAAAGAAAUGUAGAUCUGGGCUCUUUUUUGUUCCACAUUAAACCCAACUUCUUCACCACGUUGGCUGAGUCAGAGUACUAGAGCGGAGGCUGUGUCCACUCCUGGUCAGCACUGCCAAUGGCCUUUGAUUGGGUUCCCCCAGGAAAAGGCUCUUUACUCUGCUAAGUCAAGGAAAGCUCUGACUUUGUACCCUCGGACAGCAAUGCAAAUGAACAAGGGAGUGAAUGCUCUUUUCUUCACUGAAUCUGCCCUGUCCUUCCUGCUGCUCUGAGUGCCAGCCGCCGCACGGGAACUUGCUGAACGCUUGCCCUGUGCCAGGCAGUACUGAGUGCUACACAGAUUUCACGUAGGCAUCCAGCAAUCCCAUGUAUCAUUUUUAUUCCCAACUUAGAGAUGAGAAACGGAAACGCACGAAGCUUCAAUGAUUUGUUCUAGGUCACUGUACUAGUUGAAAUGUUUUCAGCAGACAAAAACAUACAGUUCUUAAACAUACGAAAAUAUUCUGACCUUCAAAAUAAAAGAAAUGCACGUUAAACCACACUGAGACACUUUAAUUGUCGGCUGGCGAGCAUCUGUAGAAAGAGGCACUCACAAACGUAGUCGACAGAGGUCUUCUGAAGAGGGUAUGAAACUGUCCUUCAAAAUCACUUACUCUUCAAAUCAGUAACUAUCCUUCUAGGAACUUAAUCUUCAGCUAUGUUCUCCCCAAAUGUGAAAUGACAUAGGUAAGAGGUUAUUUAUUAUAGCAUUAUUUGUAAUAGCAAAGCAUUACAAUUAAUUGCUAUGGAGCCCUAAAGAGAAAAAUAAAAAGGGGCUCUCAAUGCCUUCCACACGGAUGGAGGGGAAGGAGGGCCGCACAACGCAGUGUGACGCGUGCUGCCACUCGUCCAAAGAAAGGGGGGGAGAAUCGGACCCCCACCAACUCCGCCUCACCCCCAUCAUUUCAGAGGACGUCCUCCUGCUCCUCAAUAGGCCCUGUUAGCACCGCACGUUCUUUCCAUUUUUUAAUUGGCUUUAGAGAGAGGGAGAGAGAAACAUCAGUUUGUUGUUCCACUUAUUUAUGCAUUCAUCGGUUGCUUCUUGUAUGUGCCCUGACCUGGGAUCCAACCCGCAACCGGAUGACGCUCUAACCCACUGAACCACCCGGCCAGCACCGACUCUGGGCUUUAUUACAUGCUGCUCCGUUGCCCUCCUCCUCACCCUCACCUUGUCUGCUCUUGCAGAUACUUCAUGCACAUACAUGUAUUUCCAUGCAUUACAAACACAAACAGCAUACUAUGCAUGCUGUUCUACCCUUUGCUUUUUUUUGCUUCAUACUUGCACAUAAGAGCUUAUUCUAUUUUAUAAAUGUGUACUCUUCCAUUGGAUGGGUAAAUCAUAAUUUAUUUAAUCAGUUCCCUAAUGGUGGACAUUUCCAUUGUUUCCUAUUUUUUGCUAUUAAAAGUAAUGCUAUAAUCAAUAUUCUUGUGCAAAUGUUACUUCAUGUUGUAUCUAUGGGAUUAUGCCUGUAGGCUAAAUUCUUAGAAACAAUGGUGAUUUGUGGGGAGGAUGACAGGGUGGAUGGAUACAGGAUUUGGACCCUUUUUCACUGUAUCCCCUCUCGUGCCUCUUGGAAUUUUGUAUCAUAUGUAUGAUCUAUUAAAAAAAUAAAAUAUUUUUAAAUA
Messenger RNA from Phyllostomus discolor (pale spear-nosed bat), 9433 nucleotides. It is a transcript of the gene LTBP2, whose product is annotated as latent transforming growth factor beta binding protein 2. The record is from RefSeq and is a predicted model, not a curated record. Gene Ontology annotation, molecular function: calcium ion binding. NCBI's taxonomy places the organism in Eukaryota, Metazoa, Chordata, Mammalia, Chiroptera, Phyllostomidae.